GGCUACGGUAAGAGGUGUUCCUCCGGCCAUUCUUUUCCACUGCGGAAGACCUUUCCAGCAAGCAAAAAGCUUCUCCAGAAGACCCGCUUCGAGUCCUCCCCCGAAAAAGCCGUCGCCUUUCUCUCUUCUUCGUCGUCGAAAUCGAAUACCCACCUCCCCUUCGAUCCGGCGGAGUCGAACUGAAGUCUUGCAGAGCGGCAGGAACGAGGGGGAAGCGAAGCGCCUGGGACAUGGCGACGUCGGGUCUUUACCGGCGGGUCCUCCCUUCUCCUCCGGCGAUCGAUUUCGCCUCCGAUGAAGGCAAGAAGCUCUUCAUCGAAGCCAUCCAAGCUGGGACGAUGGAAGGAUUUUAUAAGUUGAUCUCUUACUUUCAAACGCAAUCGGAGCCUGCAUAUUGUGGAUUGGCUAGCCUCUCGAUGGUCUUGAAUGCCCUUGCCAUUGACCCUGGAAGGAAAUGGAAAGGUCCUUGGAGAUGGUUUGAUGAGUCUAUGUUAGACUGGUGUGAGCCUCUGGAAAAAGUUAAAGCUGAAGGCAUAUCAUUUGGGAAGGUAGCAUGUCUGGCUCGAUGUGCUGGAGCUGAAGUUGAAGCAUUUCGGACUAGUGAAACCACUGUAGAUCUCUUCCGUCAGUUUGUUAAAAGAUGUUCUUCUUCAGAUAAUUGUCACCUGGUCUCAUCCUAUCACAGAGCUGCUUUUAAACAGACAGGAACUGGCCAUUUUUCACCUAUUGGUGGUUAUCAUGCGGGAAGUGACAUGGUACUGAUAUUGGAUGUUGCACGUUUCAAGUCCCCUCAUUGGGUUCCACUUACCCUCCUCUGGGAAGCCAUGGAUACUGUUGACAAGACAACUGGACAAAGAAGAGGGUUCAUGCUUAUAUCCAGGCCAAAGAGGGACUCCAGGCUGCUUUAUACCCUGAGCUGCAAAAGUGAAGGUUGGGUCAGUGUUGUGAAGUACUUAAUGGAUGACGUUCCUCAUCUGUUGAAGUCUGAGGAUGUGAAAGAUAUCAAUGGCAUUCUCAGUAUUCUUUUGGCAUCACCCCCGUCUGGUUUUGGGAAAUUUAUCCAAUGGGUUGCUGAAGUUAAGAGGGAACAGGAUGGUGGUAUAGGGAUAAGCGAAGAAGAAAAACAAAGACUUGCGAUCAGGGAAGAGCUAUUAAAGCAAGUUCAGGAUGCUGGUUUUUUCAAGUACAUAGUUAAUUUUUUGUCUUCAACUUUAUGCUGCGGAAGAGUUCCAGUUUUUGGUGGCAGCGGAAAUCUUCAUGAAAUCGCAGCCAGCAUCUGUUGCCAGGGGGCAGAAAUUUUAAGUGGAAAAUCUGGCACCUCAGGCUGCUCUUGUGGUCAUGAAACAUGCGUUAAAUGCAUGAAAACUGAUGGUCACAAAACUGGGAUGGUGCUAAGUGCAACAAUUGUGAAGGGUAAAAACGAGGAAAAAGUCAACAUGCUGGUCCCACAAUCUCUGAUGGAACUCUGUUGUGGUGCCCCUGAUCCCAAUAACUGUAGUAGCACUCGACCUGUUGGAAGUAAUAUCUUAACUGCACUUCUGUUGACGUUGCCACCUGAAACCUGGUACAGUAUUAAAGAUGAGAAGCUUCAGGAGGAAGUACAGAGCCUUGUUUCAAUGGAUAAUCUUCCUGCCAUGCUUCAAGAACAGGUGUUGCACUUGCGGAGACAGCUUUACCAUCUGAAGAAGUGUCAAGAGAACAUGCUGGACGAGAUUCUCCCUGCCCCUUGCUCAUAGGGUUCCUCUCAGAGUUAGAUGAGUGCUCUGUAUAUAUUAUUAAGUCUGUCUGAUAAGCACGGCAGUUCUAACAUUGACCAGUAUUGCGGAAGGACAAUGCAUCAAGCAAGAACCACUUACUGUAUGUUAAGCAGGGAAGCAGUUUCCACUUACUGGAGCUGUCUCUCUCGAAGUAAGAUGACCUAAUUGGGACAUUGCGACAUUGAAGUGGCUACUGGCUACAAAUGGUGUGUAAGCUGUGUAGGCGUAAUUUUCAUUUUCAGACUACAAAAUUAUCUUGUCAGGUCACAUCCUGGAGUUUGAGGUCAAUACUAACGUUGGCAAAUGAAGAUUUUAAAGUGUCUGACAAGGCAUGUCACUGAGGCAUACAAUGCAGUAACUCCAUUUAGCUAGCGUUUAUAGAAUUCUCUUGUUGAUAAGUUUAACACAGUCCGUUUUGACAGGGGUAUGUAUUGAUAGUUGACAUUACAUUAUCUUUUUCUAAAAAGUGAAAUCUGCUUCAGUACAA
Messenger RNA from Eucalyptus grandis, 2244 nucleotides. RefSeq names its product glutathione gamma-glutamylcysteinyltransferase 1. The record is from RefSeq and is a predicted model, not a curated record. Gene Ontology annotation, biological process: detoxification of copper ion; response to metal ion; cellular detoxification of cadmium ion. Gene Ontology annotation, molecular function: glutathione gamma-glutamylcysteinyltransferase activity; metal ion binding. Lineage: Eukaryota; Viridiplantae; Streptophyta; Magnoliopsida; Myrtales; Myrtaceae.